GUCGCGGCAGUCAACACGGGACUCGCUGUGCCAGUCUACGUCAUCUCGGUGUACUUGACGACGAAAAUUGGCAUGGUUGAGCCGAAUGUAUCGUAUCUUGGAGGCUUGCUGCAGCUGGUGUCUCUGCUCCCAGGACCAUGGGUAGCUGGCGGCGGCUGGAAUAUGGAGCCACAGGACCUCCAGGAGUGGGCACGGCGUGUCCGUGGAGUUGUAGCGGCCACGGGGGAGGCCACCUGUGGUAGCAGCAAGCUGGAUUUCUUCAUAUGCUCUCAAACUCUGGCGAGCAGCGGCAUGGAGGUUGUCUCGGUGUUGGGCACGCCGGUAUGCACGCACGUUCCCGUCUUGCUCAAGCUGCGGAGGCUCCAUGCGAGGGCCACAGUCACGGCAGCAGAAGGUUCGGAUCCGCGGGGCAUCCAACAGGCCGCUGGGUGUUGGUUCAUGCACGCAGAGGACCCCCUCUGCCAGCUGCACGAUGUCUACGAGAGGCGUCGUGGGCGAGCAGUUGGGCUGAAGCUCAAGAGGGCGCCCCUGGCACAGGAAUGGAGCAGGCAGUUCAGAGCCCGUUCGUCGCUGGAGUUCAGGCAGCUGCAGGUCAUCGAGGGCUUCCUUAUCGAGGACGACUGGUGGCCGUUCACUGGGGCCUUGGCGAAUGUGUCCAUCGCAAAGGUGGUCAUGGUGCUGAGGUCGGGCAGCGCGGCAGCUGCUGGCUACAUGCUGGAGGCGCUCGACGACCACUUGUUGCAGCUGCGGCAGCGCGACGCGCAGGUCUACCAGAGCGAGUGGAAGGCGUGGGCAUGUGCAGCUGCCCAAGAGAAGGGCGGCAGAGCGGCCUUCGGCUUCGUUCGAGCUGGGCAUCAGGUUCAACCGUCAGUGUUCGAGAUGCUGGACGAGGAGCAGGAGCAGAUGAUGCCCCUGGGCGGCGACGCGGCCAUGGAGAAGCUCAUGCAGCAGCGGGGCCCGCUGUGGCAGCACGAGCUACGAGAGGAUGAAAUUCAUCCAUACUCUUGGCGAGGGGCUGAGUCCGACGUCGAGGAGCUGCCUCGGCUGACGCUGCAGAACCUGGGGGAG
This is a messenger RNA of Prorocentrum cordatum, 1068 nucleotides long. Lineage: Eukaryota; Dinophyceae; Prorocentrales; Prorocentraceae. The record is from the annotation of a GenBank genome assembly.